AUUUCUGUGCGAUCGAAUAUCCAUGGAUUUCUUUUUACCAGACCGCUUGGUGUGCCAUGGGAUGGUCAACUGCACGUCCACUGAUGGAGUUAUUGACGGUGACCCUGAUAUUGCAGGAAUUGGUUUAAUUAUUGCAUUCAUUGCGGCAUCUUUGAUCACCUUCAUUUCCGUUAUCCUAGGCUACGUCACCUACUCGAUUGACGAAGAGCAGCUAAAUUAUGUCGACUCUCUCGUCAUUCCACAUAUCAGGUGGUUGCUUCACAUGGGAGCGGGUGAUACAAUCAGUGUUGCGACGAAGAAAUUGAGAACCGAGACGAUGACCCAAUUCAUACUUGCUCUAAGUGAUCAACAACUUGUGACAGGACUUGCAAUUCUGAUCACUGGCUACGCUCAACGAUGUACGAUAUCAGGUCAUCAUUUCCAGCUGAUCGCAAAUCUGGCUUGGUUCUCCUCUACCACGCAUCUAUCGACACUUGCAGUACUACAGAAGUAUUUGAUUCGCCAUCCAGUGAUAAAACACAUACGAGUGGUCUGCAUUUUUGCUGUUCUGGGUUUACUUUUUCACGCUCAACUGUACGUUCAAUGGGCUGUCUUUGCGUCAUUGCCCAUCCAAUGCACUUUUGCUUCCAACAUUUUCGGAAUUGGAGGCGGCUCGGUACUGGCGGCGUACAAUUACAUAUCGUGGUUCGCUAUUGUGCUCUUCUUAUUCGUGGCAUAUGCAAUCAGACUCAUUCGUCUGUAUGCCAACCCACCUAUAACUUCGAUACGAACUUUGUUUGAGGACCUUGUCCGUCGCGUACUAGAUCUACCACCCCUGAAGACACCAGAGCAAAUUUUCCUGCUUUCUUUGAAAAGAUUUGAAGAUAUGGAGAACACAGUAAGGCGACAACAUCGUUGGCAGAUGGGCCGUGUCAGGCUAGCGCGCGUCCGCUAUGUCCUGAACAUGUUUCAUGGACUCGUUCUGGUGGCAAAUAACUUGGAUGUUCUUUGGGAAUUCUUUUGGAUUGUUGCAACUAUGUCGGACUCGCUUUGGGCCCUCUCUGGGUACAGAAGGCCUUCAUAUCAGAGGAUCGGAGAACACAUGGGGGUUUGGUCAGCUUGUAGCCCUCUUGCUCAUGAUCCUACCAUUGCUUGCAGCGGUUGAGGCAUUUGAUGCUCUCAAGACUUCAAUUGCAACUGAGGGCUCACAACCAGUAACCAGCCAAAGCAUUCAGGCAGACAGCAAUCUUUCUGCAACUUUGUUCCACACAUCAGGGACUCGAACUACUAUUAUUCCGGCUCUAGAGGUCCAGGAAUUUCUCGCAACUCACGAUAUGGACGACAUAGGCGUCAUUUGGGCAGCUUUUCUUGUCGUGUGGGCCAUUCUUGGGCCUUUUAUAUACUUUGCUGGAUGGCAAAAUGUCAGCACCUUUCCUUCGUUGGCUGCUGUGAUUGCUAUCAUAGUUGGUGUUGGUACUUUAACCUUUUUUUAUAUUUACGUCAACUUAGAAGAGAUAAUCAGUGAUAUUUUAGCACAGAUGAAGGAGAAGCGCCAAAUGAGAGCAGUUAUUACUACGGAAGAACUACAUUUAAGGGCAAGAGAAGCAGGAUUGUAGGAUUACUAUAACGCCGACACCCUUGCUCCUUCUCUUCUGUGUAGUUUGUUCGUUAAAACGGAAAAUGAGACACCAAGAAGCUGCCUCAAGGUCCUUUGCUUUUUGAUUCUGGAGAUACAUGCUGUGCCCAUACGGCAUUGGUCACACUUCAAAUCCAGGUGGUUCUCCUUAUCAAGAGUGCAACCAGU
Molecule: messenger RNA, 1783 nt
Organism: Cadophora gregata
Lineage: Eukaryota; Fungi; Ascomycota; Leotiomycetes; Helotiales; Ploettnerulaceae
Exons: 3
Coding region: 23-1144 (373 amino acids)
Source: RefSeq, a predicted model, not a curated record